UCAGCCGCCUUCAGCAGCCAUAUCAGUCCCAAUUGAGCUCUCGCAAAGUCCACAAGACUGCGAUCGCCCGACGAGACGUGAUGUCAUCGUCACCGUUAUCGCGAUUCGCGGUUCUUCUAUUGACUCUUGUCGUCACAGUCUGUCCGCAAGUUCAUGCAUUUGGCAAGCGCAUCUCACAAAUCAAGUGUGAUGCGUUCCAGAGGGAAACCAAACUGAUCCGGGAGGCCAUCCCGUUGACGUUUGACGCGGAUCCGCUGAUUUUUGAGUCGUUCAACUGCUCCAAAACGGUAGAUCUGAUCGUGGGCGGUGAGGAUGUCAAGGUCGGUGAGUUCCCCCAUCAGGCCCUGCUCGGUUGGAAGAUGAAAGGUGCCAGCGGGUACAACUUUCCCUGCGGAGGAUCGCUGAUCAGCGAGCGAUUCGUCCUUACGGCGGCACACUGCAUGUCGAAAGGACCUCCAGACCUCGUACGACUUGGUGAGACGGAUCUUACGGCUGACUCCGGGGACGAGUGGGAUGCGGGAGUCAAGUUUGUCAAACGACACCCGCUACACCGGUUCAACUCAUCGUACCACGACAUUGCGCUGAUCAUGCUGAACGAGACGAUACUCUUUUCGGCGAUCAUCAGACCCGCCUGUCUGUGGCAAACGUUGAACGAGACGAGCUCACCGGUGAUCGCCACCGGUUUUGGAAACACGGAACAUGCAGCUGCCAGCAUGUCCAACACGUUGCGCAAGGUUCAGCUGAACUUUUUGGACCGCGGCGAGUGCGAGCAGCAGUACCGUGGCAAUCGCAAGUUCCGUCAGGGCAUCUGGGACAGCCAGCUGUGCAUCGGUAACGUUCGCGAGCAGGAAAGUCGCGACGCCUGCCAGGGUGACUCCGGUGGACCGGUGCAGAUCAUUACCGAACCCAAGGGCUGUACGUACCACGUGCUGGGAGUCACUUCGCACGGAGCGAUAUGCGGAUCUGGACGGUCCCCGUCGAUCUACACCCGGGUUGCGAGCUAUAUCGAAUGGAUCGAGGAGGUCGUGUGGGGAGAGGGGUAGAACUCCAGCUUCUGAAGCUCUAGCGACACUGACUCCGACUCCAACCCGGAUUUCUUUCUACACAAACAGCUACACUUAGCGUCUAAGCUUUUUUAUUGGAAUGAAACAAUACACACAACACUUUUCAACCGGCCUUCAUACUUCACUUUCAGCACACACACACACACACACAGUGUUUCUCGCCGAUUUCGCGCUUCAAUCCUGUAAAGUGUUUUUGGCUCGCCGGGCUAGUGCCACCAGUUUGUUGCAUUCCAUUAUGCAACUGACGUGCCGCGAAGGGAUUCGACCGAAUGUGCUCGAGAAUGUUCACGAGCGUUGGUGCGAAGAGCUGGUGAGGGUAGGGUGACCUAGAAUGUCAAAUACUCUGUUUUAA
This is a messenger RNA of Culex pipiens pallens (northern house mosquito), 1416 nucleotides long. Its product is annotated as serine protease snake-like. Bases 81 to 1043 code for a protein of 320 amino acids. Gene Ontology annotation, molecular function: serine-type endopeptidase activity. Gene Ontology annotation, biological process: proteolysis. The record is from RefSeq and is a predicted model, not a curated record. The transcript has 4 exons. NCBI's taxonomy places the organism in Eukaryota, Metazoa, Arthropoda, Insecta, Diptera, Culicidae.